This is a messenger RNA of Sceloporus undulatus (fence lizard), 1755 nucleotides long. RefSeq names its product TLC domain containing 2 (gene TLCD2). The transcript is spliced from 4 exons. The record is from RefSeq and is a predicted model, not a curated record. Gene Ontology annotation, biological process: phospholipid homeostasis; regulation of membrane lipid distribution; membrane assembly. NCBI's taxonomy places the organism in Eukaryota, Metazoa, Chordata, Lepidosauria, Squamata, Phrynosomatidae. Gene Ontology annotation, cellular component: plasma membrane. The coding region runs from base 80 to 796 and encodes 238 amino acids.
CCAUGGGGACGGAGGGCGGGGCCGGGCGGGGCGCCAAUGGGGGCCCGCGGUGCCUCUCCUGUUCUUCCCCGGGGCGAGGAUGGCGGCGGUGGGCUGCGUGGCGCUGGCUGGGGCCUCGGCGGCCUCCUUCCGGCUGCUGAACGUGGCCCUGGGCCGCCUAGUGCCCCCACCGCCCUCGGCCCAGAGGAACCCCUGGAAGUGGCGCAACAUCUGGACCUCGCUGGCCCACAGCCUCCUCAGCGGAGCCUCCGCCCUCCUCGGGUUCUGGAUGCACCCGCAGAUGGCCCAGGACCUCAUCGAGAGCCACCCGCCGGCCUCCCAUCGCCUCCUCGGCAUCUCCCUCGGGUACUUCCUGCAGGACUUUCUGGACAUGGCGAAUAACCAGAAGCUGCACCAAUGCUGGGAGCUCCUUUUCCAUCAUUUGGUGGUGAUUGUCUGCUUCGGCUUUGCCUUCCUGGCGCACCGCUACGUGGGCUUCGCCAUGGUGGCCCUGCUGGUGGAGAUCAACUCGGUCUUCCUGCACCUGCGGACCAUCCUGCUGAUGGCCGGCCAGGCCCAGACCACCUCCUACCGCCUGACCAGCCUGGUCAACCUGGGCACCUACGUAGUCUUCCGCAUCACCACCUUGGCCUGGAUGACCCGCUGGCUGGUGCUCAACCGGGAGAGCAUCUCGCCAGGCACCUACGCCUUGAGCACGGUGGGCAUGGCCAUCAUGACCCCCAUGAACAUCAUCCUCUUCUACCGCCUCCUCCGCAACGAUUUCCUCACCUCCAGACGCUGCGAGAAGGAGAAAUAACACUGCCCCUCCCCAAAAGCUGCCUGAGGACGGCUAUGGGGCAGAGAGGGAGAGAGAAUGGAGGAGGACGGCCUGGAAGGUCUGUCCUUCUGCAUCCAACCCAUGAGUUGCAGCCGCUGCCGUUGUGACUCAGGAGCCUCUCCACUGAGGCCACAGAGGGGUCCCUUGGUGACACCCACAGCCCCCGGAGAGUGGAGCCCAAGGAGGAAGCAAGUGGGCUUCCCCAGGGAGGGCGCUUAUGGCAGCGACAUGGUGCUGCGUCAUGUUUGUUCUUGGUGUGUUAUAUACAUACACCGCACACACAGUGUCCCUGUGUGAGGGGCCUAUUUCUGGGGAGACCCCCCCCCAUCUGCCCCUUCCAUGCAUGCCCUCUUCUUGGGGGGCAUUAGUUCCCUUCCAGACCAGAGAGGUCCCCAGCAAAUGGCUAGGAAUGAGGGCCACAUAUGUACCACCGGCUCCAUCUCUCCCCUUCCUUCAGCCUUAUGUUCUGCCAUGAUCUCCCACGGCUGGGCAGUUGGGGCUCCAUUGGAGCCUGAAAGCGCAGCCGUGAUGGAGGCCUCUCUCCACCCCAGUUUAAGCCCUUGAGGAGCUCCUUUGGGGCCUGGCAUGCUUUACUAACUGUCUGCAGGUGCAUUUCUCCCUGGGAGAGAGAGGGAAGGAGGAAGGGGAUGGGGUUUUGGGGGGGGCUGGAAGGCGGCCAGUGGGGCUCCCGGGAGGAAGCAGGCCAAGGGGCUGCGUGCGAAACCCGCUCCACUCCUCUGCCAGCCAAGGCCUUGGGGCCUCGGAGGGUCCAUGGAGGCAAGGGCCUUGCUGUCCUCUAAGGGCCCCUGUGCUCCCGGAGGCAGAGGCCCACCCUUCAAAGCACCCAGGCGCUUCCUCUCCUCUUCCUGGUAACCUCCGUUUGUACUGAAGUGUGUACGAAGUGACAGUCACUAACAAUAAAAGAGCUUUGUAAAGGA